AUGGCCGGGGUUAUGCAUAAUGCGUCGCACAUGUACGGUGUUCAUCCCGGAGCGGAACUGUUGGCUGUGCUAUACGCGAUCCACGUGGCAAGAGAAGCCGGUUUGGAUAUGCUUGAGGUCAGAACUGACUCGAGGUAUGCGGUAAAUUGUCUCACCCAAUGGUUGCCGACAUGGAAACGCAACAAUUGGCGAACAGCCGCGGGCACACCUGUCGAGAAUAAAAAGGAAAUUCGAGCCAUCGAUGAAGUCCGCGAUCAUAUGGAUGUGCGCUUCGAGUGGACGCCAGGCCAUUCAGGUGACUCUGGAAACUCAGCCGCAGAUUCGCUGGCGAAGCGUGGUGCUAUCGCCGCUUUGAGAGUCUAUCCGCACUAGAUUCCAGGUCUGUCAAACUGACAAGAUCUCUCGUCUGCUGUAUCUCGCUCGCCGAAACGUUCCAGAUUCGAAAUCAUCGUGUAAAACUACCCUACAAUUCCAGACAACGAAAAUUUGGGUGAAAACUCAUGAAUUCUCAUCAGUUACCCAUUUUUAUAAAAUUAUGAGAAAUAUGCACCAUUUCAAACAAUUAUCGUCGCUUUGAACGUAUCUUCGAGUGGAAAUUGACGAAUUCUCUGGUGAAAAUUGUUAAAAUGACGUGACUUCUGGUAUUGAUACGGAGUUGAUUCCCUGGGAAUUGAAAAUAAUUGAAUUACUCGUAUUAUUUCCUUGAUAUAGAGUUGUCUCUUCAAGGGUGCACAUAAGCGACCUACAAGUAUUUUAUCUGGCUAUUUUUACGCAGAGGCACUUUACUUCAUCGUAAUAAUGCUUCCAUGGUUCAAUUUGCUUGAAUGACAAAUCUAAGUUUGCUUUUCUGUGGAGUUUGUCUUAAUAUUUUAAAUUGAAUAAGGAACAGUCAGUGAUUCUACCUCGUGUUUUUGAGCGUCCGGACAAAUGAGUCAAUGGAGGCGCAAUCUUUGGCCGUAUUAUGUGCCUUACCGCCGUGAGUGUGAGUGGGAAAAUCGGUGUUGGGUAUUUUUGUACAUUUUUCAAGUGAGUUCGUGAGUCGAGUACUUCUUCGAAAGCUUCGCCACCGGGGUGUACAUAAUGAAAACGGUCUUCUGAUUUGAAUCGGCAAAAUAGAAACGUUUUGAUUACAUCCGA
Messenger RNA from Notodromas monacha, 1137 nucleotides. The record is from the annotation of a GenBank genome assembly. NCBI's taxonomy places the organism in Eukaryota, Metazoa, Arthropoda, Ostracoda, Podocopida, Cyprididae.